CUUCUUUCUCCAAUACCAGUAACAUCGCUUUUCCAGCCUACAAAUCUUCAUUUCAAUUUCCAUACUCGUGAAGAUGCCUUUCGGUUGGGGAGACUCAGAAAACGCCUACAGCCAAGUUUACGAGAACAACCAGUUCGAGGAGAACAAGUCAAGCUUCAGUCAUGAACUCAUAGCUGGAGGUGCGGCAUUCGCUGGCUUCAAGGCCUUCGAAGACCACCAACGCAAAGAGGGCAAGCCUGUAUCCCAUGCCUUCGCGAAGGAGCUCGUGGCUGGUUUCGCGGCCGCGGAGGUGGACAAGCUAGCGGAGACAAAGGGAGAGGACUGGUUUGACAGGGAACAGGCGAAGCACAACGCGAAGAAGAAUGCAGAGAGGAUGUAUGAGGAACAUUAUGUCGAGAAUCAGGGCGCGGACCAGUAUGAUCCCAACCAGUACGAGCGCCCUCAGCACUUUGACCGCCGUGGAUGGUAG
Messenger RNA from Periconia digitata, 469 nucleotides. Lineage: Eukaryota; Fungi; Ascomycota; Dothideomycetes; Pleosporales; Periconiaceae. The record is from the annotation of a GenBank genome assembly.